Molecule: messenger RNA, 1602 nt
Organism: Purpureocillium lilacinum
Lineage: Eukaryota; Fungi; Ascomycota; Sordariomycetes; Hypocreales; Ophiocordycipitaceae
Source: RefSeq, a predicted model, not a curated record
AUGGGCUUCGCAUUCAAUGUCCGCAAAGACAAUGUCACCCCUCCAGAAGUGUUCAAUUGGAGACUGUUCUGGGUGAUAUUUGUCGCAGCGGCCGGUUCUGUCAUUUUUGGUUAUGAUCUGGCCUUCAUCGGUGGCGUGUUUUCUCUCCCGUCUUUUAUCAGGCGCUUCGAGCUCCGUGGCCAAGAUGCUGGUGCCAUUCAAGCUCACAUGGUCAACACCUUCCAAGGAGGCGCGUUUUUCGGCGUCAUGAUGUUCUACUACUUCAACGAGCGGUUCGGUCGACGAGUGGCCUUGAUUGCAGCCGGCUGGGUCUUCAACAUAGGCGUGGUGAUGCAGAUGGCUUGUGGCGGCAACAUACCUGUGUUCUACAUUGGAAGAUUUGUCAGUGGGCUUGGAAUUGGCGGCACGACCUUUGUCAUUCCUCAAUUCCUUUCAGAGUCUGCCCCGGCGGUCGCCAGAGGUGGCAUAGUUGGAUGCUUCGAGAUUGGAGUUCAGGUUGGGACAAUAACUGGGUUUUGGAUCAACUACGGUGUGGAGCGACAGGUUUCGCCAGUGGGAGAUCGUCAGUGGUUUAUCCCAAUCGCCUUCCAAUUUAUUCCAGCCUCGCUACUCAUCAUUGGCCUACUAUUCCUUCCUGAAUCUCCUCGGUGGUACUACGCUCGCGGCCGCCGAGCGGAAGCUGAGAAGUCUCUCACCUGGCUGCGAAAUCUCUCUGUGGAGCAUCCCUACGUUGCAGAAGAGCUCGCGGACUAUGAGAGGCAGAUGGAACACGAGCUGCUGAUCACCUCAGCCUCUGGUUUCCGUGCGGUGGUGUCGGAAACCUUCAACAAGAAGAUGAUCCCGCGGCUCAUUCAUGGCUGCCUCUUGAUGAUCUUCCAGAACAGCACAGGAAUCAACGCCAUGAACAACUUUUCUGUCACCUUUUUCCAGACGCUGGGCUUUCAUGGCUCGUCGGCCAAGUUGCUUUCCACCGGCAUCUAUGGUCUCGUCAAGGGCGCCGCCGCAGUCAUCACGUUCUUGUUCUUGGUCGAUCGAUUUGGAAGACGCAUGCUCGUCUUCGUAGGGUCAGCCAUGUGUGCAUUCUCGAUGUACUACGUGGCUGCCUUUACUUCGAUUACGGACUCUUUCCAUACCACUCGAGAACCAAAUGGAGCAAGCCAUUCGGCUGCCGCUUUUAUCUACAUCUUUGGCGCCGGCUACGCCAUCGGCUGGAACCUGCCAUGGAUCAUUGCGUCUGAGAUCUUCCCAACUCGCAUCCGGUCUUUCUGUUUGGUCAUGACAACGUGCUCUCACUGGCUUGGAGAGUUUUAUGUGUCGUACGCAGUGACGUACAUGUUCAAGAGCAUAACAUACGGGACAUUCCUCUUCUUCGGAACCAUGUCCGUCUUGGGAGCUGUCUACAUGUACAUCUUUGUUCCGGAAACAAGCGGUGUGGCGUUGGAGGACAUGGACAUCUUGUUUGAAUCCAAGGGACUUGCAAAGCAGCAGAUGACGGCAUACCAGUCGUACCUGGAAUCUCGGGAGGAGAUCCGAGGGAUCAAGACGGGCGGAAGCGUUGACUUGGCGGAUGAGAAUGUUGAAGCGUCAAAGCAUGCUAGAUAA